Messenger RNA from Rhodofomes roseus, 2414 nucleotides. Its product is annotated as alcohol oxidase-like protein. Gene Ontology annotation, molecular function: oxidoreductase activity, acting on CH-OH group of donors; flavin adenine dinucleotide binding. The transcript is spliced from 15 exons. The record is from RefSeq and is a predicted model, not a curated record. NCBI's taxonomy places the organism in Eukaryota, Fungi, Basidiomycota, Agaricomycetes, Polyporales, Fomitopsidaceae. The coding region runs from base 213 to 2021 and encodes 602 amino acids.
CUGCUCUACUCGCAUCCAGGACGGCAGGAAGUGCUACAUUUUCGGCACUCACCCCCCACAUCAGCUGACGUAGAGACGCUUUCCCCCUUCGCCACCCCGCUACGGUGAUUAGCCCUUUGCGGCUCUCGACAGCGUCUCUCGUCCAUGGCCGUGCUAUAAAGCUUGACCUUGAUUUUGGACAGUCCCUGUAUCUCAAUUCGGACGAACGUACCAUGAGCUCCUUGCCACUGGAAGCUGACAUCAUCAUAGCUGGAGGUGGCACGACUGGCUGCGUCAUUGCAGGUCGUCUCGCUGCAGCGGACCCGUCUCUUCGCAUACUCAUCAUCGAGGCUGGCCCGCCCACCCUCGAGGAUCUCGCACAUAUACAGCCCGCUCGCUACCAGACUCACCUCCUACCCGGAAGCACGACCGUCAAAUGUCAUGUGGGGAGGGAAAGUGCUGACCUCGGCGGUCGUGCACCCAUCGUGCCCUGCGGACAGUGUCUCGGGGGUGGAUCAAGUGUGAACUUCACUAUGUAUACACGCCCAUCACCGUCCGAUUUUGAUGACUGGGAGACGGUAUACGGGAACCAGGGCUGGGGCUCACGGGACCUCAUCCCGCUCCUGCAGAAGAUGGAGACCUACCAAGUGACACCGGACAAUCCGACACACGGCUACGAUGGUCCCUUGAAGAUUUCGCACGGCGGUGUCUUCACCAACGUAGGCAAGGAAUUUCUCGAAGUUGCUGCACAAUAUGACAAGAGCCGGGGAACCACGGACGACCCCAAUGACAUGAUCGGGGUCAACGUGUACGGUCGAUGGCAGAAGUACAUCGACAAGGAGAGUGGUCGCCGCUCUGACGUGCCGCACAACUACAUCUACAACCGUCAGCUCGACAAUCUCAAGAUCUUGACUGGCUACCAUGUGAAGCGGGUGCUGUUCGAGGCUGGACGGGCUACCGGCGUGGAGUUCCUGCCAAAUGCGCGCUUCCAUCCGAAUGAACAACAAACGCUGCGAAUCGCCAGGGCUCGCAAGUUGAUCAUUGUGUCAUCGGGCACCUUUGGCUCUCCUGCCAUACUCGAGCGCUCCGGCGUAGGCGAUCGCAAGCGGUUGCAAUCGCUAGGAAUUGACGUCGUUGUCGAUCUCCCCGGCGUGGGCGAGAACUACCAAGACCACAAUGUGAUAUUUACACCGUACCGCCUGGAUGAUGAUGCAGACACGUUGGACGGACUCGUCCGCAAUGACAAGGAGGAGAUCGAAAGGUUGACAGCUCAAUGGCUCAAAGACGGCUCCGGCCUCUUAGCUCAUAACGGUAUCGACGCUGGUAUCAAAUUACGGCCUUCCGCCGAGGAACUUGAGGUCAUCGGACCCGACUUCACCGAGCAAUGGGAGCGAAUGUUCGCCAAUGCCCCAGACAAGCCUGUAAUGUGGGUAGGCCCCAUCGGCGUGUUCGUCGGAGAUUCAUCUGUCGUCCCUGUAGGGAAAUACUUCUGUACAUGCUACUUCUUGGACUACCCAGAGGCCGUUGGAUAUGCGCACAUUUCAUCUGUCGAAGACGUGAAUGCGCCGCUGGUUUUCGAUCCAAAGUUCCUGAGCAAACCCUCAGAUAUCGCGCUGAUGCGAUGGGGCUACAAGUUUGGACGAGAACUCACUCGCAGGAUGUUAUCCUACCGGGGCGAGUAUGUCCCAUCUCACCCUGCAUUCCCGAAGGGCAGUCAAGCAGCCUGCAACGGAGAUACCAAGCCUGUAGCUGUGGGGCAAGUGAACAUUCAGUACACAGAUGCAGACGAUGCAGCGAUUGACGAAUAUACGCGGAAAUAUGCGGCAACGACAUGGCAUAGUCUGGGAACGUGCGCAAUGAAGCCGCGUGAUCAACAGGGAGUCGUAGAUGCCUCACUGACCGUGUACGGUGUCUCGGGGCUCAAAGUCGCCGAUAUGUCUAUCGCACCCUCAAAUGUUGGAUCCAACACGUACUCUUCUGCUGUGGUCAUAGGAGAGAAAGCAGCGAUGGACAUCCUCGAGGAGCUCAGCAUGAAUCGCUGAAGCCUACGUCACACAUCAUUGUCACCAUCUUUUUCUAAUAGCCUCGAUUUCAUGACGUUUCAUGCCAUGUCCACUUUUGAUUCGCAGGAAUGCAGAGUUAUGACAGGAACGCACUGCGAGCGACGGCAAUUGUCGGACAGCGACUCGGAGACAUAUGCCAGUCCUACUACGUAUGCCACUCUGCGUAGUAUAACAAUGAGGGGCGAGCAGAGUUACUAUUAGAUAACGUUGUCUCCUUGAACUCUCACGCUGGCAAAGGAGGAGGAGGAGGAGGAGGAGAUGGGUCCAUUUAGCCGCAGUGUAAAGGAGUUUCGAUUGAUCCUGAUCAUGCGAUGUACAUAGUGCGCUUGGGCAUAUUUCUUUCUUGACAUUGCAGUGCGUAAGCGCUUAAGC